Rhincodon typus (whale shark) is the source of this 7894-nucleotide messenger RNA. Its product is annotated as receptor tyrosine-protein kinase erbB-4-like. Gene Ontology annotation, molecular function: neuregulin receptor activity; ATP binding; protein tyrosine kinase activity. Gene Ontology annotation, cellular component: signaling receptor complex; basal plasma membrane. The record is from RefSeq and is a predicted model, not a curated record. Gene Ontology annotation, biological process: positive regulation of kinase activity; protein phosphorylation; cell surface receptor protein tyrosine kinase signaling pathway. The coding region runs from base 638 to 4396 and encodes 1252 amino acids. Lineage: Eukaryota; Metazoa; Chordata; Chondrichthyes; Orectolobiformes; Rhincodontidae. The transcript has 28 exons.
GUUUAAUGGACAGUUUUAAUUCGGGGCCACCGUACGUAAAGCCUUAUAUUUCAGGAUUCAAGGAACGUGACGAGUGACUGCAAAUGUAAAUCGGUUUGCUCAUGAAUCCGGCAAGAGUCCCCAUUCCUUUCAUUUCAGCUUUCCUUGAGCUCCCGACCCUUAAAUAAGCUGUACACACUAAUGUAUUUGCUGUAAAGGGCAACUGAUUUAUUUUCGGAAACGGUGUUUCUCAAAAUUAGACCGUUUAAAUAAUCUGUGUCUCUUCACAAUAUUAACAGCUCAAUUCUUUAAAUCCCGUCUACUUUCGUAAAUGACUCCCUCGCUUCAUGAAACGACUGUAGAUAGCUUUGUGGUGCAGUUUCACACCUCCCUGAUGAUGCGAUUGGCCUCAGAAAGCUGGAGAGCAGCCAAUCUCAUGUCAUAUCAGCUCAAUGUAAUUGAUAGUACUAAGCGUGAAACUGACUGGGAGCGGGUUGCACGAGUUACUUAAGAGUUGAAAUUAGAAACUUUGAAAACAUUUCCCAAAGUCUUCAAAAGCUGGAUUCCCGAUGCUAUCGCCGUCUGUUUGAAAAGAAAAUGCAAUGGAAGUGAUUUCAUAGGGCAGGAAAUUAAAGAAACGAGCGCAUUUCUGGACAAGAUGACCAAGUUACAGGUGUUGGAAAUAUACGUACUAUGGAUUGUAAAUGGUGUUACCUCACAAUCAGUGUGUGCUGGCACAGAAAAUAAGUUGAGUUCAUUAUCUGGCCUCGAGCAGCAGUACCAGCAACUGCAGAAGAUGUACACAAACUGCGAGAUUGUGAUGGGCAACUUGGAGAUCACAAACAUCAAUGCUAACCGCAACCUCACGUUCCUGAGGUCGAUCCGGGAGGUGACAGGAUACGUUCUGGUGGCCCUCAAUCAGUUUGAGUAUCUUCCUUUAGAAAACCUACGAAUUAUACGUGGCACAACACUGUACGAUGACAAGUACGCACUCUCAGUCAUUCUCAAUUAUCGGAAGGACGGAGUUCAUGGGUUGAAACAACUUGGAUUUAAACAGCUAACAGAGAUUCUGCUAGGAGGUGUGUAUUUGGAAAGCAACAAUUUCCUGUGUUACACACAGGCCAUCAACUGGACUGACAUUCUUCAUAAUCCAAAGGAGAGACUGGACUUCAAUGAGACAAAGGACUUCAUAAAAGGCUGUGCCAAGUGUCAUGCAUCUUGUAACGAACAUUGCUGGGGCCCUGGUGAGGAUGACUGUCAGACCUUGACUAAAUCAGUGUGUGCUCCUCAGUGCAAUGGCCGAUGCUUUGGACAACACAACCCCAGUGAGUGUUGCCACAGUGAAUGUGCCGGUGGAUGUUCAGGACCAAAAGAUACUGACUGUUUCGCAUGCAGGCGGUUUAAUGACAGUAAUGCCUGUGUCCCAGUCUGUCCACAACCAUUAAUUUACAACAAGCAAUCCUAUCAGCUGGAGCGCAACCCAGAUACCAAGUAUAUGUAUGGAGCUUUCUGUGUGAAGAGCUGCCCUGCAAACUUUAUUGUUGACCAAAGUUCUUGCGUCCGGGCUUGUCCAAGUGACAAGAUGGAGGUUGAGAAAAACGGCGUGAAAAUGUGUGAGCCAUGUGAUGGUCUUUGUCCGAAAGCUUGUGCCGGGACUGGAGCUGGGAGUCGAUAUCAGACAGUGGAUUCAAACAACAUCGAUCAGUUUAUCAACUGCACGAAGAUCACAGGAAAUCUUGACUUUCUCAUCACUGGUAUCAAUGGCGAUUUGUAUCACAAAAUUGCACCUCUUGAUCCAGAAAAACUGAAGGUAUUUCGAACUGUUCAAGAGAUAACAGGUUACUUGAAUAUUCAAUCCUGGCCACAAAACAUGACGGAUUUCAGUGUCUUUUCCAAUCUAACUACUAUCGGAGGCAGGACACUUUACAACCGUGGCUUGUCUCUGAUGAUCAUGAAGUUGAAGCAAGUGACGUCUCUUGGGUUUCAGUCAUUAAAAGAGAUUGGUGAUGGACAGGUGUAUGUGGCUUACAAUGAACUACUCUGCUACUAUCACACAUUGAACUGGACAGCACUGUACAGUCGGAGGACAUGGAUCCCUAAACCCAUCAUCAAGGAAAACAACCUAGAAGCAACCUGCAAUGCUGAGAAUAAGGUGUGUGAUCCUUUAUGUUCCAGUGAUGGGUGUUGGGGGCCAGGUCCCAGCCAGUGUCUAUCCUGUGCCUUCCAUAGUCGUGGUGGCACCUGUGUGAAAAGCUGUAAUUUCCAGGAAGGAGAUCAGCGAGAGUAUGCUGAUGGCUCCAUGUGUGUGCAAUGUCACCCGGAAUGUAAGAAGAUCGAGAGAGGCCCAACCUGCAAUGGGACGGGACCUGCUCACUGCUUUCAGUGUGCUCAUUACAAAGAUGGACCCAACUGCGUGGCAAAGUGUCCAGAAGGAAUCCAAGGAGAGAGGGGUCUCAUCUUCAAAUACCCAGACGAGAACAAAGAAUGCAAACCUUGCCAUGAGAACUGUACCCAAGGGUGUAAGGGUCCUACUGUGCUGGACUGUUCUCGCUAUCCUUGGAUGGCUCCCAUCAAAGCAUUACACAAUAGACAAAUCCCUCAGAUUGUGGCAGCAGUGGUCGGAGGGCUGAUGGCCGUGAUGCUUGUGGUGCUGCUGGGCCUCAUUUACUGGAGAAGGCAGAUCAUUCGGAAGAAGAGAGCAAUGCGUCGAUACCUGGAGAAGGAGAUGCUUGAGCCCCUUGAUCCCAACGCUGACUCGCCCAAUCAAGUAAACACACGAAUUCUGAAGGAGACAGAAUUGCGGAAAGUCAAGGUGCUGGGAUCUGGAGUAUUUGGAACAGUGUACAAGGGGCUCUGGAUUCCUGAGGGAGAGACUGUGAAGAUUCCAGUGGCCAUCAAGGUCCUGCAGGAAGGGCGUGACUGUGAGACUUCAAGAGGCGUGAGUGAAGACAUGCUGAUGGUGGGCAGUCUGGAUCAUCACCAUGUCUUACGGCUCCUCGGAAUCUGCCCUGGGGAACCACUCCAGGUAGUCACACAGCUCCUGCCACUUGGCUCUCUGCUUGAAUACCUCCACAAAAACAAGGGUAACAUCCAAUCUCAUCUGCUUCUCAACUGGUGUGUUCAGAUUGCCAAGGGUAUGAGAUACCUGGAGGAGAAGAAGAUGGUACAUCGGAAUUUGGCUGCCAGAAAUGUAUUGGUAAAAUCCCCCAGCCAUGUUCAAAUCACAGACUUUGGCAUCACCAACCUCUUGGCAUUAGAUGAGAAAAAGUAUUUCUUCGAUGAAGUGAAGAUGCCCAUUAAAUGGAUGGCACUAGAGAGCAUUCACUUUAGAAGAUACACCCACCAAAGUGAUGUGUGGAGUUACGGCGUCACUGUUUGGGAGUUGAUGACAUUUGGUAAUAAACCAUAUGAAGGAAUUGCUGUUCGUGAAAUCCCUGGUCUCUUGGAGAAAGGUGAACGCCUGCCGCAGCCUCAGAUCUGUACCGUUGAUGUGUAUAUGGUCAUGGUGAAAUGCUGGAUGAUCGAUGAGGACAGUCGCCCAACAUUCAAAGAGCUUGGUGCAGAAUUUUCCCGGAUGGCUCGCGAUCCGGCUAGAUACUUAGUUAUUGAGGGUGAUGACCGGGCCAGCAAUACACACGUUGGUGAUCAAAGAAUUCUGCGUGAAUACGAGGAAGACCUCAUGGAUUAUGAUGACCUUGAUGAAGAUUUGAUGGCAACCAUGAUGGAUAACCCAACAUCUGCAGGAUUCAGAUUGAGAAUUGAAUCCAGCAGGAGUAACAGUUUGCCAGCAGGGUACAUGCCGAUGAAUGGGAUUGGUCCAAAUGGCUCUCGACAGGCUGGGAUGAGGAAUGGAGAUCUGGGGUCAAAGCGCUCCCUAAGGAUACGGAAUGAGUCUACAACUCGAACUAUCUCAGAGUCCUCAGAAGGACGAGGUACGGCAUCUUCACUUGAUCUAUAUGAAGACAUAUCUUUGAACGGAACACUCCAGCUCCGAGGCCACCGCUCAAGGGACAGUAGUGCACGUUUCUCCAAUGGCACAAACAUAAUAAUUUCCCCUUCUGAUGAAGCAGAGGUGGACAUUAAUGGUUAUGUGAUGCCAGAACAAAGAAACUCUACGGCUGAGAGUCUGAUGAAACCUGCCAAUGAAGUCGAUCCCUUGUUUAAUAAAGUCAGCGAUGUGAAUAAUACCCAGUCACUUGAGAGUCAAAAAGAAUCUGACUCGAAACCAAGUGAUCAUCAGGAAUAUGAGUACAUGAACAAACGGGCCUACCUCAACAGCUGUGUGAGUGUCGUGCAGAACCCUGAAUAUCUGGAUGACAGUACUGUCUUUGUUACUGAGGGUGACAUUCAUGCCUUUGAUAAUCCAGACUACUGGCACAGCAGUCUCCCAGCAAAGUCAGAAAUAAGGAGGACAUAAAGAACCAGCUUCAGGAUCCUAUUUAGGGAGCUACAUUACAGCAAGCAAAAUAAGUUGAUUUCUGAACUUUGAAAUGUAGGUUGUGGGGGAGUGGGAACAGAAAAGAGAAUACUAAAUCCGAGAUCUCUGAAUCAGAAGUGUUUACAUUGUAACUAAAGAGAAAGACUGUUUUACUUAUUUUCCUUGUGUGUAAUGCUAUCCAGUUUGGAUCCUUGUAUGAUGUACAGUGAUGCUGAACCAUACACCUACCAUUAUGUCAGUUUUUUCUCUCUUUCUCUCACAUGCACUAGUGAAUGUCCAGGAAUAAUGUUGCUGUGUUUUAGUCAUGGGAUGAGAGAGCUGUGUUUAAACCGGAUACUUGCCAAAUAUGUAAAUGUUCAAUGCAUCUUGUUGCAUGUCUUCAUGGAACAUGGAGUAAACUCACCAAACAGCCCCUUUAGUUACAGGAACUUCCUAUCUCUUGCCAUUGAUGUGCAGUGGAGGGAAGGGAUGCUUUUGUGCCUUGUCCGUUUAGUCAAAAUUCUUUUGUGCUGUUGAUCCAUAACAAAAUGCAGAAGACCACUCCAGAUUUCUCCAGUGGAAGAGCUCCAGUUCUCGCUGUUUGUCUAGUCAUGGUGCUGUAGCCUGCAGUUCAAAGAGUUUUUGCAACUAAACAAUAUGGGACUUUGGCGAGGAGGCUGACCAAGCAAAGUAGAAUGGCAUUGAACCACAGAUUCCAAUGGUAUAUUGUUCAUUAUUCCACUGAAGAACCACCACUGAUCACUAUGUUAAUAUAUGACAGCAUUAUUGGAGCAGAAAAGAUAUUAUCGAUUCCAACAGCAUAUUCAAGUGAAUGGAAAGAAGUAUAAUUUCCUCCCCAUCACAAGAUUUGCCCUCUUGUGGGAAAAAUGAAGAUUGUGAGGCUCAAACUGGAAAAAAAAAACUCUGCAAGACCCAUUAAGUGAAGCCAUUGACUGGCCUGUGCUGAGCUACAACAAUUUGGCUUUCUUUUUCAAGAAAGCCACAGGGUUGUGAUUAGAUGUUAAUGCUUGGGAAUCUGCCACCAAUUUUAUUUUUCUGGAAUUAUUUUUUCAAAUGUUUGUUAUGUUUUAAAGUGCUCAGAUCUGAAAUGGAUUUUUUUCUCCAUGUUUUUUGAUUAUCACUCCAAGGCAGAGGCCUUAUAUGCAGUUUGAGAAGGUAGGGGACAUUAGGGAUAAUUCUGUAAUUUGGAGGGAGAAUGUAAAAUAUGUUGAAAAUUAUGCUGAAGGGCAAGGUGGAAACAGACCUUUCCUUCUCAAUUCCACCCUCAACCUAACGGCUGUAAUCAAAUUAUCAGUCAGGAAGGGAAGGUUUGAUUAUAUUCUUAGUGGAGCAGCAUGGUCUUUCAGUUAGCCAUACAUGUUAUGACAAGAAACUGGGAGCAUAUCACGUUUUCAAGGAAGUUUCAGAAUGACUUCAUAAUUAAAAUAAUCACAUUUUUAACAUUUCAAAUUUAAAGGCAGUAAAAGUGAAUGGAGAUGUGGGCUCAGACUGAUUUUCGAUGCUGUGGAACAAACUGGUCCCUUUGCCAAAUUUGGUAAGAAUUUUGGUGGUUUCACUAUUGAGCCAAGAAUUAGCCUUAGACUGGCUACAAAACAAAACUCUAGGAUUAAAGGGUCAUUUAGAUAGUACUGUAUGUCAUAUCAUUCUGUCAUGAGAAAUCCAAAUCUGGAUCUUUAACAGCUCAUUUUGUUCUCAAGAUUUUAAGAGGUGUUUUUGAUGAAUGUGAUUCUACAGUUCUUGUUGAAUUCCAUAAUUGUUUAAUAAGUAAUAAGAAAUCUUAUUUGUUCCUCAAAUGUAUAGUAUCCUCCAUUUGAGCAGUGUGUUUCUGAGCACCUAUUAGUUAAGUCAUUAUUAUAUGGAGUGGCUUCACUGCUUUUAACUACUCCCCAACCAAACAUCCUCUAUGAUUGUAUCUGAUUAUCAUACACAGUAGCGAGAGAAAUUCUACAUUUUUGUGUGUAUAUAAAUGUAAAGCUGGGAUACUUGAAGAUAACGAUGUGUGAUCAGUGUUUUAAAGAGUAACCCUGAUAGGGACUACAGAUCACAAGCCAUUGAUCUCGGAACCUGUUAUGAAUAUUUGUAGAUUUUCAUGAAUUAAGUUCUAUACUGUAUGUUCUUUACUUGCCUUUAACAAGUAAAGCAGCAGUGACAAGUAUACGAGCCAAUUUGUCUCAGACUCCUUUGGGUGUUAUUUGAAAGGGAAAGACUACAACCAAUUCAUUGGUCUGGUCUGAUCAGUUGCAAUUUUUAAAUUUAGCACCUAUCAAGAUGUCUUACAUAAUCAAAUUUUAUAUCUAUUUUCCCUUUCAUUCAAGUUGUGGUGUGCAACAACACAAAAAUGACCAUUCUUCAUGUGUGAGAAAAGGUCUGAUUAUUGAAGGAUAAUUCUACACAGAUCACACUAAUCCCAUCCUCACCUAGAGUGUCUUCCUUGUGCAGGUACCAGCAAGGCAUUGUUGGGGAGGGAUCACUGGAUUGCAAUAAGCGGCGAGAAACUUGCACGUUUUUUAUCCACUAUCUAGCCCAGAGAUCAGCUAAUUUGGUACUUUUUCUCUUGUGGACUGCAUUGACAAUGUACCAACAGAAGGUGCCUUUUUCCACCAAACUGUUGAGGGAGCUAAAUGAUUUUGUGUUCAUCUUUUCUCCUCCCUAUUCUGUCCUGACAGUGCUGACUGUUGAUUAGGAGACAGCUUCACCAAGAGCUUGCAACUUUCAGCACUUUGUUCAAAUGUCCCUCCUUGUGUGAUGUUGAUAAUAAGUGGGCACAAGAAGAAAUCAACCAGACUUUCCAUUCCUAAUCACUAUCUAGUGCCUUCUACUGGAAAGUGUGUGUGCGUGUGUUAAUUCCAGAUACGAACAAAACUAAGGUCAGCUUUAAUUACUUGUACUAUCUGGACUCUCAAAAGGAAAAAUAGCUGCUCGAGUCUAAUACUGAAGGGUAGAUCCUAGGACUGAGGACUGCCUUCAGGGAAGGAGGGGACAAAAUGGUGAUGGGCAAGAGAUUUUUCCAAAAAAGAAUGCCUUUGCUGCUCACAGUUUGUAACAUGUUUGAAAGGGAUGUUUCACGUCAAAUUAACUCUGUGAUUACUUAAAAUCCACUAUGCCUUGAAGUACAUAAACCUGUUCCAAUACAGUACCUACAGGACUGAUUUAUUUUCAUUUUCUGAGACAACAAUGCUUAAUAUAUUAAGCAAAUUGUAAUGAAGAACAGCAGUCAAAUAAACUUUUUAAUUAAUAGUCUAUUUUUAAAAGAUCUACCAACAUUGAAGUGAUUGUUUUUCAGAGUAUGAGUUUGUGACCGAUGAGUAGCUGAAUUUUAAAUUCAAAACUGACUGUAGUAUGAAAUGGGGGAGACAGUUAGAUUAUUUCUUCCUUGUUAAUAUUCAUAAGGAUAAUUUCUUAAUUUGUGUGCUUACUGCUGUUUUUAUACAAUUUUAAGGGACUGGUUGAUAACGUGAGUGUUCCGUCCUUUUGUGA